UCCUUCCUCUUCUCUGGUUAUUGCUUUACCCUAACUUCAUUUUCCCCUAUCCGGUUUCUCUCCUUCCCCCCCUCUAGUUCUUCACUGGGUGCGAAAUUCAAACCCACAACAGCACACACCGCACUGCUGUUCCCCCACCGCCUCAUCGCCGCUGCUCUUCCCCCACCGUCGCGUCGCGCUGCUCUUCCCCCACCCCGCCGCCGUUGCUGUUCCUCCACCUCAGCUCCGCGACUCUCCUCUUUAUCUAGGACACCCCGUACAUCAAUAGUUAGCUUUCUUCAAUUCGUUUAAAGAAUAACAUCGGGGGUGGGAGAUACACUAAGAAUAAGGAAGCUUCAGAAGCAGAGAGAAAUUCAGCUUGCAAAUUUGAGGAGCUCAGGAACAAUACUGCUUCCACUAUGAAACCUAAUGAUUCUCUUCUUCAAUUCGGUUCCAGUAAUGCCUAGAUGCUAGAGGCUGCAUUAAAGAAAGAAAUUGCAGGUCUUGUUACAAGGGAGGAAUAUGUUGAGAAGGUCAAAAGUUAAGAAGAAAAUUAUGGAGGGAGUGAAAAAUGAACUGCAGAAGCUACAGGAAGAGGAAGCAAAGAUUCAGUUAGAAAAUUGUUCAAAGAGGAAGAGUAAAGUGAAUGCUCGAUUAUCGUUUGCUGAUGAUAUAACAAUGGAACUGAAGAAGAAGAUGAAAGCAGUGCACAAAGGUGACAUUUCUACGAGCUGUUCAGCAACAGCUUGCUCUAGAAUUCCGGGAAGCCUGGAUUGCUUCUGUGGAAAAUCUACUAUAUUUAAAAGAGGAUCUAAUCAUUCCACAUAGACGCAGUUUCUGUGAGCUAAUCAUGAACAAGGCAAAAGGCAAAAGUGGACCAGUAUUCAACAAUCCGAGGGAGCAGUCUUUCACCACUGAGGAGAUAAAUGCAGUUUGAGAAAAGCUGGCAAACUUGAUUACCAUUUAUUGUCUUUUAUAUUUUCUUGUAGUGAAUCUUAGAUUAUGGAUGCUAGUUUUUUAUAUGAUUAUAAUGUAAUCGACUUUUAUAUUUACAAUUGUAUACUAUUUAGAUACUUUUUAUGCGAUGUAUGGAGAUCAACUAGUGGCGUAGUCCAAUUGUAUAAUAUAUGUAGUAGGGAAAUCGGUUAUAUAACAAAUCUAGAUCAAGUG
Spinacia oleracea (spinach) is the source of this 1149-nucleotide messenger RNA. RefSeq lists its product as uncharacterized. The record is from RefSeq and is a predicted model, not a curated record. NCBI's taxonomy places the organism in Eukaryota, Viridiplantae, Streptophyta, Magnoliopsida, Caryophyllales, Amaranthaceae. The transcript is spliced from 8 exons. The coding region runs from base 502 to 807 and encodes 101 amino acids.